UGUGUGAAAAAUAUUGUUUUUCUUAUUAAUUCACGUCUGAGUAAAUGAAUUUUAUUUCAGAAAUUUACCUGUAAAAACUAAGACUAUUUUGCUUAUCAUAUAUUCAGGGAUAACCAAACAUUUUGCAAAACUUUUAUCUUUUCUUCUGCUUUCUGACAAACAAGUGACUGCAGUUUUGCGCGUCACCACAAGUUUACAGCAAACAGCAACAGUUCUCGUCAAAAAAUAGCAACAAAAGAAGAAGAAAUGGAAGAAAUGUCCAAAGAAGUUGAUAAAAAUGACGUGGCAGCGCCGCAACAAGCUACUGAAACAAAAGACGAAGAACCGCCUGGUGCUGAAGAGAGUAAAUCUGACAUAGCAGCCACGGUCGAUGACAUUUUGAAAAGCCAGGAAGACCCUGAAGAGGAAGAGGGUGGAGAGACAGUCAGCUUUAAAGUGAUUUUUUGCAAAACCAAACAUGAGGUCGAGUUUGGCCUUGACAAGACCAUCAUCAAACUGAAAAAUCAUCUUCAAAAAAUUAUUGGCGUUCCACCAGCCAUGCAGAAAAUCAUGAUCAAAGGCCUGGCCCAGGACGACCAAACCUUACGCAGUCUCGGAGUUACCAAAGGAGCAAAGGUUAUGGUUGUGGGUUCAAAACUUGAUGAUGUUAUUGCAGUGUCGGCGCCGUCGCCUCAGGAGUUGGCAGCUGCCGAGUCAUCAACCAAAGAGAAGGAGACCUUCUGCUCUCAAACAAUGCACAAAAAAAUUCUUGACAAAGGCAUUCCUGAUGACGCUUUGCCCGGAAUCAAAGGAAUUAAGGAACCUCUGCCCGCGUUUCCUUUGCAUGGUAUGCUCAACAAGCAGGGCAAAAAAGUUAGACUGACUUUCAAGAUGGAGCUGGAUGAGUUGUGGAUUGGAACUCAGCAGCGCACAGACAAGAUCCCCAUGAGUUCUAUAAAAGCAGUUGUCAAUGAGGUUAUUACUGGACACGAGGAGUAUCACAUUCUAGCUAUUCAGUUAGGGCCGACAGAAGCAUCCAGAUAUUGGAUUUACUGGAUUCCCGCUCAGUACGUUGAUGCCAUCAAAGAUUCCAUCCUCGGGAAAUGGCAAUAUUUCUAAAGCAAAGACUGUCAAUGACACCUUGGAGUGAAGCAGCUGAGUUGAUAAUUGCUGUGAUCUUGAAUUAUAAAAUUAAAAAACCCUGUUACCCCAUUAUUCUGCUAUCAGCGCGACAUAAAUUGUAUGUUCCACUAUUGAUUUUCCAAUUUCCACUAUUCAUACCUGCAGCAGAGUUGAAUAGGAGUUAUGAAUGUGUUUCAAAUGAACAUUAUCUGCUAAAUAAUAAUUAUGUGGACAAAUAAAUUUUUUACUUGGA
Messenger RNA from Neocloeon triangulifer, 1354 nucleotides. RefSeq names its product ubiquitin domain-containing protein UBFD1-like. NCBI's taxonomy places the organism in Eukaryota, Metazoa, Arthropoda, Insecta, Ephemeroptera, Baetidae. The transcript is spliced from 6 exons. Gene Ontology annotation, molecular function: cadherin binding; RNA binding. Bases 247 to 1098 code for a protein of 283 amino acids. The record is from RefSeq and is a predicted model, not a curated record.